This is a messenger RNA of Debaryomyces fabryi, 1170 nucleotides long. RefSeq names its product GPI-anchor transamidase (gene GPI8). Gene Ontology annotation, biological process: attachment of GPI anchor to protein; protein localization to cell surface; proteolysis. Gene Ontology annotation, molecular function: GPI-anchor transamidase activity. The transcript has a single exon. NCBI's taxonomy places the organism in Eukaryota, Fungi, Ascomycota, Pichiomycetes, Serinales, Debaryomycetaceae. Gene Ontology annotation, cellular component: GPI-anchor transamidase complex. Bases 1 to 1170 code for a protein of 389 amino acids. The record is from RefSeq and is a predicted model, not a curated record.
AUGAAGAUCACUAUCAGUGGGUUGUUAAACUUGUUGUUUUGCUUUACUGUAAUAGGGGGUGUUUUAGCUGAUCAGCAUUUUGUCACCAAUGAUGAAGCAGAGAAUAUAAUUAAAGCGAGUGAUUCACGUCAUACUAAUAACUGGGCAGUAUUAGUCUCAACUUCUCGAUUCUGGUUCAAUUAUAGACAUAUGGCCAACGUGCUAAGUUUGUAUAGAACUGUCAAGAGGCUUGGUAUCCCAGAUUCCCAAAUUAUUUUAAUGUUAUCUGAUGAUAUUGCAUGUAACCCACGUAAUGCAUUUCCAGGAACGGUUUUUAAUAACCAAGAUCAGGGUUUUGAUUUAUACGGUAAUCUGAUAGAAGUUGAUUACAGAGGGUACGAGGUAACAGUAGAAAACUUCGUGCGGUUGUUGACUGAUAGGUGGGAUGAAAACCACCCAAGAUCUAAACGUUUGCUUACGGAUGAAAACUCAAAUAUAUUUAUUUAUUUAACGGGCCACGGCGGUAACGAAUUCUUAAAAUUCCAAGAUGCAGAAGAAAUUGGAUCGUAUGACAUAGCAGAUGCAUUUGAACAAAUGUAUGAAAAAAAGAGAUACAAUGAAAUAUUUUUUAUGAUUGAUACAUGUCAAGCAAACUCGAUGUAUGAAAGAUUCUAUUCGCCUAAUAUUUUGGCUGUUGGUUCGUCAAAGGUUGACGAGUCAUCUUAUUCGCACCAUUCUGAUCUUGAUAUUGGAGUUGCAGUCAUCGAUAGAUUCACAUAUUAUACGUUAGAUUUCCUCGAAAAAAUAGACAAAAACUCUACGGCUACUAUGGAUAAAUUAUUUGAUGAAUACACAUUUGAAAAUAUUCACUCAAGUCCAGGCAUAAGAACAGAUUUAUUCAAGAGGGAUGUCAAAGACGUACUUCUAACUGACUUUUUUGGAAAUGUUCAAAAUGUAGUAGUCGAUGAGGUUGAAGAUGGAAUCUUAUACACGGCAAACUAUGACGAAGAUGGUAAUUUGGUUUCUAGACAGAAUAAGAGCCAGACCACUAAACUUCACCAAGUAAAGAAGGCUGAUUUCAAUUACGAUGAGGAAUCUAUAACUCUUGUCAAGAAUUCCAAGGGCAGAAUACAAGUAUUCGGCCUACUCACAUCAGUUGUGUUAGUAGGCUUAUGGUUCGUCGCAAAAUAG